UACAAACGUUUAGUUUAUUGUUAAAAUAAUAAACCAGAUAAUCUACAAUGGCAUCUAGCUUAAUACCCGAAUGGUUCGGAGCAGAUCUGUUUGAAGAUGUUCUUAAGACUAGUGUGGAGGGGUUCUCAAAAAUCCGGAGUUUUAAGGCGGAAAGUGGAUCUGCACCGGGUGAAAACUUUGCUACUAUAAUGCUGCGAGUUCAUAUCGAAGUAGAGCUGCAGGAUGGAACAACCAAAGAGGUCUCCUACAUGGUUAAGUUGCCGUAUGAACUUGCAGUCUACGAGGAAAUGAUGAAGCACUCCGAACUCUUCGAUUCCGAACGAACCAUGUAUAAUGAGGUUGUUCCAGAGAUGGAGGCACUUUAUAAAGAGGCAGGUGUGGAUGUAACUUUUGGACCUAAGAGCUACGACCUAAAGAAUGCGAAAAACAAAUACAUAGCUUUGGAAGAUCUACGCAUCAGGGGCUUUAAGAAUGUCAAUCGCCUUGAGGGACUCGAUCAAGCACAUACGGAGAAAGUUCUACGGAAGCUGGCCCAGUGGCAUGCUGCUUCAGCUGUGAGAGUGGCUACCAAGGAGUAUCCGGAACACUUACUAAAGGGAUUCUUUAAGGAGGAAAACAAGACGAUGAUGAAAGAAAUGAUGAACGGCAUGGGAAAGAUAUUCCACAAAUGCUGUGUCACAUACGAAGGUCACGAGGCCUACAUUGACAAAAUCAAAGCUCUACAACCAGUGGUGAUAGACGAAAUGUUUAAGUUAGGGGAGGUGGAUGCCACGGAUUUCAAUGUCCUGAACCACGGAGACUUUUGGUCAAAUAACAUUAUGUUCCAGUACGAUAAAUUUGGCAAAGUCGAGGAGGUUUACCUGGUCGACUAUCAGGUCACAAAAUACGGAACUUUGGCCCAGGACCUCUUCUACCUCUUGAUUUCUUCCACUAAGCUGGAAGACAAACUAAAAAAAUUCGAUUACUAUGUUAAGGUGUACCAUGAUAGUUUAGUAGAACACCUAAAGAUCCUGAAGUAUUAUAAACCAUUGCCAAACCUGCGUGACAUCCAUAAGGAGUUGUUGAAGUACGGACUUUUUGCUUACUCUGUUGCCAAAGGGGUGAUGGCCGCCGUUCUCGUUGAUCCCACAGAAUGUGCCACUUUUGAGAACUUUUUUGGCGAAACAGAAGAGGGAGUGCGCUUUCAAAUGCAAAUGUACAAUAGUAACCGUUAUCGAAAACACAUUCAAGCAAUCCUGCCUUGGCUGCUUAACCGUGGUGCCCUAGAUAUUAAUUAGAAAACUGCCUCUGAUUAUUAGGAAAUGUAUUUCCAUUUAAAAGACUUCAAUCCUAAGAUAAUUUCGAAGGAAUUCCAACAAAACUCAUUGUGUAAUAAAAGUAUGUAUGUAUCAUCUUUAUCUCAAA
Molecule: messenger RNA, 1404 nt
Organism: Drosophila eugracilis
Lineage: Eukaryota; Metazoa; Arthropoda; Insecta; Diptera; Drosophilidae
Source: RefSeq, a predicted model, not a curated record